Messenger RNA from Centruroides sculpturatus (bark scorpion), 6692 nucleotides. RefSeq lists its product as uncharacterized. NCBI's taxonomy places the organism in Eukaryota, Metazoa, Arthropoda, Arachnida, Scorpiones, Buthidae. Gene Ontology annotation, biological process: regulation of centriole replication. Gene Ontology annotation, cellular component: centrosome; cytosol; centriole. The record is from RefSeq and is a predicted model, not a curated record. The coding region runs from base 193 to 6126 and encodes 1977 amino acids. The transcript is spliced from 9 exons.
CCAACUUCGCCCGACAGGCGGCGCGCAUCGGUUGUUUUGGAAAAAUAGAAGUAAAGAACGGCGAUGGCGAUUUAGCAUUCGCCGAACGGUUAUAUAUAUUUUUUUUCUCUAGAGAAAACAAUCAGAAGUGAUGUCUUCGUCAAAUUUUAGUUGUUUUCGUUAAAGGGAAAAAAGUAUUUGAAAUGAAAAAGCAUGGAACAUAAGGAAGAGGAAGAAACGGGCAAUGAAAAUGGGUUUUCAACUCAAAAUACAGAAGCCAAUAAGCAAGAUAAUCUGCAAGGUGAAAGAAGCUUCGAACCCACAACUGGUGGAAGAUAUAAUCUUCAUCUAGAUUCUGAAAGUAUUGAAUAUUCGGAAGGUCGCAUUAAUUCUUUUGAAAAUACAAACCAAGAAAAAGAUAUUCUCUCUUCGACUGCUUACGAAUCGAUAAAUAGAACUUGUACUGAAAUAUCGCCACCUUCUCAAUAUCCACUUUCAGAUUUAGAUACCGAAAUUGAUCCAGAUAAUAGACAGGUGACUGUUGAAAGUGGUCUUCCUGAAAAAUAUUUUUUAGUUACAGCAAAAGAUGAUGUACCGAAUGAAGACUGCCAAUAUUAUGUUUUGUUAGAGCAAGAUGAUGUUUUAUCUGAAACAGAUCAAAAUAUAAAUGAAUGUUUUGAAAAUACUCAAUAUGAUCAAGAAUUACUUUUGGAAAAUUUGAGUAAAGUUUCUUUAAACCAAAAUGAAGAGAGUUUUGUUAAUAAAAACUACAACCGUUCAUCUCCAAUAUCUGAUCCGUCUAAGUCAGCUGUUACUAAUAAAGCUCCACAGUUUUAUUGGAAAGUCACUCAGCAAAGGAGAGAACCCAUGGGUAGUGAAAAUACUGAGAACACCGUGUAUAAUAAGGCAGCUUUAAUGGUUAAUACAUCAAAUAAUUUUGCAGAUAGAACUAAAGAAAAUGAUCAGGAUCAAUCUGGUAGUGUUGUGGAUGAAACAGUAUCACCUGCAACAUCUGCAAAUGUCUUUAGUGAUUCUGAUACAGCCAACACUGAUUUUAGAUUAAUACGUCCACCUUUGGUGGGGCAGUCAUCAGACAUCUGUCCCAAUAAUGUGUUAUCAAGAGAUACAAUUAAUAAGCAGCAUUACUCGUCAAAUAGUGACAGCACAAGCAGUUCGUCCAAUACAAGUCCUUUGAGUGAUGAUGAAUCUCUCCACAAACAGACAAAACCUAUUAGAAGAGAUAAUAGUACGAAUAGUUCAGUUUUAGCAAAGAAUCAAAGAGAGAAACUUUUACACAAUUGUAAUAAAUCUUAUAAUCAGCUGCAAAAUGUACAUAAUGUUUCAAAUUAUAUCAAAUUAAAUGCCAAUGUUGUGCCUAAAAAUGGAAAUUCUAUCGAGAAUGAAGAAAAUGUUCCCGGUGAUUAUAAAGACGACGUCGUAACCAGUCCAGCCAUUUCAGAGCCAUCAUCGUUAGAAUGUUUUCAAGAAGUGACAUAUCAAAAAAAAAUUUCACACGCUAAUACGAGAGACGAUGACAAAUAUUUACCUUUAAAAAAUCAUUAUUUUCUAUCAUCUGCACAGUCAGAACAACUAUCAACUAUCAAUAGUCUCGAAUAUAAAAACCGUCACCAGUCUACAGAUUCAAAUGACUUAGAUUCCGAAAGAUCCGGAUAUCAGAGUGAUAACAGAAUAAUAUCGCCAACAUCAAUUUCUAGCGUAUCUUCAAACAGAAGAUUAGAAUGGGAUAAUGGUGCAGAUAUUGGUUAUAAUGCAGUAAUAAAUGCUGAAAAGAAUGAACUUGUAAAUACAUACAGGAGUGAACCUGAAGGAAUACCAACAUUCAAGGAUAAUUUAAAAACUGUAACAACUUCUUCACAAUCAACUUUUAUAAAAGAUACAUAUAAGAAAUAUUUCUACAAGAGAGAUGUAAAAAUAAAUUCAGAUAGUACGAAACCUUUCUCAUUAAAUUCAGAUAUGUUAGAAUUAAAGAAAAACGUAUCUCUUCAAUCAAAUGAUGAAGAGGUAUGCAUGAAUCAUUUGCAAAAAGAGCAAACUAAUAAAAAGAGAUUGAUGUCUGAUAGGUCGAGUCAUUCAGCUGCCAUUCAGACAGAUUUGGGAGAUAUUACAAGGGAUGCAGAAGUUCAAGCGCAAUUGUCAGCAAGAAGUGUAGGAAGUCAGUCAUCUCCAGAUAGUUUAUCGUCAAGUAGUACAGUAAAACUGGUAAAUAAAGUCGGAAUUGGAGACGAUACAGACAGAAGAUCAUCCCUCUCAUCUCCUUUAAGUGAACCAAUUGUACCAUCUUAUUCUGGUUUAAUGCAUUUAGACAAAUCUCUUUUAAAAUCUAAAUCGGAUUCUUCCACGUUAGAUAUAUCAUCAGUCACUGUCUGUUUACAAAGAAGUCAAUGUUCGAGUGUGGACUAUAUUGAAAAUUCUAAUCAUGCUAAUGUGAAAGAAUAUGAGAAUCAACCAGUUACAGAUAUAUUAUCACCAGAAGCUGAAUAUAGCAGUACUGAAGAUAGUGAAGAUUUAAAUGAACAAAAUAAAUCUGAAUUACCUCAGGUAUUAUUAAAAACAAAUGGGCAUUUUGGACAUGAAUUACCAGGUUCGUUACUGCUUAGAGGUAUAAAAUUUUCAGAUAAUAGAGAAUUUUCUCCAAAUACAAACUUAAGCAAAAGUUUAUCUGAUUUAUGCACUAACACAAAAGAAAUGUCAUCAUCCUUACCGAUGUUACUUCCAGAAACCAUCCUGCCACCUAAUAUAACAGAUAUGUCUUCCCUUCGCAUGUAUCUCGAAGAAAGGUAUCAAAGCAAAACAUCAAAAGAUCAGACUUCCAGUGCUUCCCGAGAUGAAAACAUCUUAUUACUCGAUGAAAAUUAUGAAGAAGGUGAUCUAAAUGGAAGCUUAGUAGCAGAUGGACCAAGAAUUAGAUGGUAUCCGGUAACUGGAUCAGAACUGCCUCAAGAUAUUCGUGAUGCUGCCACUCAAACUGCUGUAUCAUAUCUCACACAACAUGCCACACAUCAAACUGUAAGAAAUGGUUCUAUUGAUGUAGGAAGCAUUAAUUAUACCAUGUUAUCAAGUGAAUUAUUAUCUAAAAGACCAAUAACAAUCCCUAGUUCUUUAAAUGGAAAUUUUAUAGAUUCUAUUGCUACUAAUCAAAAACAAAUUAUAAGUAAUAAAUCUCAGUUAUUAAAUAAGAGUGACGUAAGUGAAAAAUUGUAUUUAUUAAAAAAUGGAGAUAUAAAUACAGAGGAAAUUCACAUAAAAAAUUUGAAACACAUUCCAACUCAGCAUCAUAAUCUUUCUAAUGAUGCUCUGUAUGGAAAAACUGAAUAUAAAGAAGCAUCAUCUCAAUACAUACCGGAUAUAGGGAAGAGUAUUAUAGAAGGAAGAAGAUCUAAUCAAGAUACCUUCACACAGUCCGAAGAUAUAAAAUCUAAACACAAAGGCAACACAAGUCAUUCCGACAGUGAGAUGUGUGAAAAUAAGAGCAUUAAAUCAUCGAAGACAUACACAAUUCCCCUUCACCUUCCACCUCUGUCUAAAGCUAAUGCAGAUAAAAUUAUAACUUCUCAUCAAGCAGUGACAGUUUCUGGAAAUAACUCUUCAAAUCUUAAAAAUGCAUCUGAUGCAAAUUCUAUAUUAAUUAUUGGUACAAAAUUACCUUCUGCUACUGAAUAUCAGUCGUCAGUGCCUAAUAGUUUUCCAAAAUUAGAUAAAAAGACACAUCUUAAUCAUGUUGAUUCGACAAAAAUACAUGAAUUCAACGAUAACAUCAUUCAAAAGAAAAGUAUAUUUACAAAGGUAACACCUGCAACAAAAUCUAUAGUUAUGCCUAUAAAUACACACACAAAUUAUAAGAAAGAAAAAUCUAAUGAAGAUUUAAAAGAAAAUGAACAUAUGCAGUGCAAACUUGUUAAAUAUGAGAGUUAUAAAAGAGCGGCAAGUUCCACUUCUAUAAAACCUACAAGAGUUAUGAGUGGCGAGACUUCUGCACAACCAACAAGUUCAACAGAAUAUUCCAGUUAUUGGAAGGUGGUGACAGAAGAUAGUAAGUCACAUAUAAAUGAAUCAUCUACUCCGUCAACAUCAAAUUCUGAACAUUUCGGAACCAUUUCUGCCUUAACUUCAGAAGAAAAGUCGGUAAAUAAUUUUGGUUUAAGAAGAACAUCAGAAUUAUCAUCACUUGAUGAACAUCAGGCUAGACCAAAAACAAAAUCUUUAAUGGUAGAAAUUAAGAAUAUCUUGUCUAAAAGAAAUAUUUCCAGUAAUAUAGUACAAAAAUAUGCCAUUCCUAAUGAUGAUAUGAAUAAAACUUUAGAAGUUCAUCAUCAUACAAUGCCAUCAAUUCAUAGUGAAACGACAAUGGAAAGUACUCAUACAGGAUCUGAUGAUGCAGAACCACCUCAGUUCCCUCCACAUGCUUAUGGAUCUCGUUUAAAUGUUGAAGUUCUCUCUCCAGGAAUAUAUGGAUCUAGAAAAUAUUUAGAGAAAUAUGGUAAAGUCUGUAUUUCUGAUAGGACAGCAAAGCACGAAAAACCUAAUCCUUUAGAAAGAGAAAAUGUUGAAAAAAUAAAAAAAGAUUCAGAUGUUAGUUAUCAUGCAGACAGCAACAAACAGCCAGCUUUUAAUUUAAAUCAUGAUACAUCGGACACAAGUAACGGUUCUCAGUAUGUGACGAGUGUUCGAGAAAAACAGUUUUGGAGAACUGAAGAUCCUGCCAAUAUACUGAAUCAUGAAAAUCACAGAAUUCAAGGAGUCGGGCAAGAAACAUCAUCAUCAUCGAUUCAAGGACAAACUUCUUCAACUCAAGAUCAGUCUUCAUCUAUCAAUGUGAAUUUUUCGUUAGAGAAUUCCUCAUUGAGUAGCCAAAAGAAAUCAAAUGAGGAAAUAUCUAAAACCGAAUCCUCUGAAACAAAUGAUACAAAUUUGGUUACUCGAAUUACCAGUGCAGAUUUUGGCAUAUCUAGACUCAAACCAUCCCAACUGGCAAAGAGAGAGCUUGAAAAAUUAAGGCAUCUUGUAAAUAAACAGAAACGGAGUUAUAUCCGACGUCUCCAAAGAGAAGUGCAGAGGUUAGAAAAAUUUGAAGAGGUAUUUCUAUCAGAAUCUUUAAAGCAUUUAUCGACAUCAUCUCAUACAUCAACAACAAAUGGAACUAGUCUGGAAAAGCUAGAUAAAAUAACAAAAAGAAAUGGUAUUAAUUUGAGAAAUGGUUAUUCAGUUCACGAUUCUAGUUAUAGCAUUACUACUGAUUCUGUUUUGAGUUCAAGUAAUAACAAAGAUUUGACUGUUCCAAAGACUAAAACUAGAAAAGUCUUUACUAAAAAACUUGUAAAUACAUCUGUAAAUACUAGUCAAGUAUUAGAGCAAGAUCAUCAGACAAAACAGGAUUUCAGUCAAAAUUUUCCUACUCCUCAGCCUUCAAAGGAACUUUUAAAGGAGAGAAUGACAAGUAUCGGUAUUCAAACCAUAGAUGUAAAACCUAUUGGAAAUAAUAUAGUCACUUCAAGACUUUCCGACAGAUGCUUUAUAACUUUAGAUACCACUGCUAAUGUAAACAGAAAGCAGGAUAAAAAAUCAUACAGGUAUAAAGAAAAGGCUUAUGUUAGAAAAAGGAAAGGAUCUAGUCAAACAGCCCCAAAAUAUGUACAGCGAAAUAUAGCGUGGUUUGUGCCUCUUUCAAGUGCCGAAAGAAAAAAACAAUUACUAUCACUGGGAAGAAAUUUUCCCGGGGUCAGCCUUCAAGAAGCAUUUCACUCGAAUUGCGGACAUGUAAUCAGGCAUUCUCGGUCCAGAUUAAUCAAAAUAGCUAAACUUGCUGACAUUAGACAGAAACAAACCGCACUUAAUCUAGAAAAAGCAAAACUGACAUCAGAAUUAAAUAAUCAGAAAACAGAACAUAAACUUAAAAUAGAAGAAGAGAAAAUUAAACCUUUUACUCAUGAAGAAAUGAGAGAGCAAACAGAAAAGGUAUACAGGAAAUUACCGGAAGUUGUGGAAAAGAAAGAAAAGAAGAAGAGAGAUCAGCAGUAUAAAACAAAUAGGUUGAUGGCACAGAUAUACAAUAAAAAAUUACAAGAACAAGUUUUAAAAGGUAAAGUAAGUUGGACGAUAACUCAAAGUUGUUUAGACUGCAACUCAUAACGCGUCCGGAAUCUCAUCUUCGUUACAUAUCAAUGUGUCAUAAUUUUUCUCGUUUUCUUCCCCUUAACUUAUAAUAAGUAUGCAAACUCAAACUUUUUGUACAAAAAAAAACAAAAACAUUUUUUUACAAAUUCUUUCUACAUCAAAGCUUGUUAAACUUGUAAAGCAAUAAUUAAAAUCCAAAUCACUCUUGCAUUGUACAUAUUCGACCCAUCGGACUGGCUUCGGCGCGGCGUCCAACGUUUAAAAGAAGUGAUAUAUUUUUAAUAGAUAUAUAUACACAUUAUACAUAUACAUGCGUGUGUCCUUUCGACCAUAUCUAAUAUCCGCAGCAUUCUAUUUUAUGAAGAGGUUAACAAACGAAGGUGCUGUAAAUAUUUUUUAUCAUGUUUAUUUGUACAUAUAAAAAUUGUUGCUGUUGCUUAAUGUACAAUUAAAUUAAAAAAGAAAAAAAAAAAAGGUUUAAAUGCUUUUAUAUUUAUGUGAAAAUUCAAGAAUAAGCUUGGAAAAACAAAAAAAAAAAAAAACAGGAGAGUUUUGAAAAUAACAAACUUUGUACUUCAGAU